AUUGACUCAUUGAUUAUAAUAUAGAGCUGGUGUCUAUUAUUCCUUUGAUCUGAAGUUUUUCAGAGAGGGUUUGCUGCAAUUUGCUAAAUUAAAACGUUUAUAUUUUCGACUUUGUUCUCUCUCCAGAUAUGGCUUCCUCCAGCAGUCUCCUGUCUGAAGACCAGUUCCUGUGCUCUAUCUGUCUGGAUGUGUUCACUGAGCCAGUCACCACUUCAUGUGGACACAACUUCUGCAUGGUCUGUAUUACAAAUUACUGGGAUAGCAAGGACCUGUACCAAUGUCCACUGUGUAAGGAGAAAUUCCCAGAACGACCUAAACUUAGUGUCAACACAAUGUUAAGAGAGGUUGUAGAGAAUUUUAAAACGAUGAGACACAGAGGAAAAGAUGAGUCCCCUGCAAAAGCUGGAAAUGUGCCCUGUGACGUCUGCCCUGGGAUGAAGCGCAAGGCCCUGAAGUCCUGCCUGGUGUGUCUGGCUUCUUACUGUAAGACUCACCUGGAUCCUCAUCAGAUAGCCCCAGCCUUAAAGAGACACAAACUGGUCAACCCUGUGGAGAACCUGGAAGACAGGAUCUGUAAGAAGCAUGACAGACUCCUGGAGCUUUUCUGUAGGACUGACCAGACGUGUGUGUGUCAGUUCUGCAAUGAAACAGACCACAAGACUCACAUGACUGUCCACAUAGAGGACGAGUGUGGAAAGAGGAAGGCUCACUUGGACAAAAAAGAGGCAGAAGUGCAGCAGAUUAUCCAGGAGCGACUGAAGAAGGUUAAAGACAUCAAACUCUCAGUAGAUCUCAGCAAGAGAGAUGCAGAUAGAGAGAUAGCAGACAGCAUACAGGUCUUCACUGCUCUGGUGCGCUCAAUUGAGAAAAGCCAGGCUGAAUUAAUUGAGGUGAUUGAGGAGAAGCAUAAAGCAGUAGAGAGGCAGGCUGAAGGGCUCAUUAAAGAUCUAGAGCAGGAAAUCACUGAGCUACAGAGGAGAAGCACUGAUCUGAAGCAGCUCUCACAGACUGAGGACCACCUCCAACUUCUCCAGAGCUUCCCAUUCCUAGUGUGCACCCCUCUACCCACCAAGAACUGGUCUGAGAUCAGUGUUCACAGUGAUCUGUGUGUGGGGACUGUGAGGAGAGCUGUGUCUCACCUGGAGGAGAUACUGAAUAAAGAGAUGGAGAAGCUGCCUGAGGUCAAACUGAAGAGGAUUCAGCAGUAUGCAGUGGAUGUGACUCUGGACCCUGAUACAGCACAUCACAAACUCGUCGUGUCUGAAGAUGGGAAACAAGUAAGACGUGGAGACAUACCACAGAAUCUUCCUGACAUUCCAAAAAGGUUUAAUCAGUAUUGGAUUGUCCUUGCAAAGGAUGGCUUCUCCUCAGGGAGAUUUUACUAUGAGGUGACGGUUAACAGUAAGAGUAGGUGGACUUUAGGAGUGGCCAGAGAGUCCACUGACAGGAAGAGGAAUAUCACAUUGAGCCCUGAACAUGGACUCUGGACUGUGAUACUAAGGGAUGGGAAUGAGUACCAAGCCUGUACCUCCCCCCCUGUCCUCCUCUGCCUGAGAAAGAAGCCCCAGAAGGUGGGGUUGUUUGUGGACUAUGAGGAGGGUCUGGUCUCCUUUUAUGAUGUGGAGGCCAGGUCUCAUAUCUACUCUUUCACUGGCUGCACCUUUACCGAGAAACUCUUUCCAUACUUCGGCCCCUCUGAUAAUGAUGAUGGUCAAAACUCAGCCCCUCUCAUCAUCUCUCCUGUCAAUCACACACACUGAUUAAACAACGGAAAGGGAACUGUUUUUCCCAGAUAUUUUAAAAUGCACAUUUCCAUACUGUAAACAUACUGACAGGUCACAUCAUUUGAAUAUCCACAUUGUCCUCUGAAGUUGUAUCCUCAAAUGAGAAUGUAGAGUAUUCUGUACAUCUUAGCAUGGAUAAUAAAUGUGUGUAUUUACUGAAUAAUGAAGACUAUUAAAUGGAAUUAAAUGGAAUUA
Oncorhynchus gorbuscha (pink salmon) is the source of this 1979-nucleotide messenger RNA. RefSeq names its product zinc finger protein RFP-like. NCBI's taxonomy places the organism in Eukaryota, Metazoa, Chordata, Actinopteri, Salmoniformes, Salmonidae. Gene Ontology annotation, molecular function: protein binding; zinc ion binding. The coding region runs from base 129 to 1760 and encodes 543 amino acids. The record is from RefSeq and is a predicted model, not a curated record. The transcript has a single exon.